Molecule: messenger RNA, 2985 nt
Organism: Eremothecium sinecaudum
Lineage: Eukaryota; Fungi; Ascomycota; Saccharomycetes; Saccharomycetales; Saccharomycetaceae
Gene: MCM6
Product: MCM DNA helicase complex subunit MCM6
Exons: 1
Coding region: 1-2985 (994 amino acids)
Biological process (GO): mitotic DNA replication; DNA replication initiation; double-strand break repair via break-induced replication
Cellular component (GO): nucleus; MCM complex
Molecular function (GO): single-stranded DNA binding; ATP binding; single-stranded 3'-5' DNA helicase activity
Source: RefSeq, a predicted model, not a curated record
AUGUCUUCCCUAGCUCCAUCAAGUCCGUUUGGUGCUGACGACCAUGAUGCUGAAGAGCGAGGAAAUCGCUCAUCGCCUCCACCAUCUAGUAUCGGAGCAGGAAGUUCAAUUGGUGAUAUUGAGCCAAUGGACUUUCCAUCUUCACAGCCAGGAGUUUUAGGUUCAUCAUCCGGUGAAACAUUUGAUUUACAAAACCAAUGGCGCCAAAGAAGUCAUUCUGAUGCAGAUGAUACCCAGGAUCCUGAUUCUUAUCGUGAUAAUGCUUUCGGUGAAGAUGUAGAGGCGUCAGCGCUUGAUGGUAUUAGGAGGAAAAAUCUUAAUGCAAUUAAGAAAGUUCGAGAUUUGACAGGUGAUAAGGUGCGAGAGGCGUUUGAACUCUUCCUAGAGGAAUAUUCUACUAUUUCAGAAGAUACUGGAGAACCUCAGCUAACGUAUCGCGCCCAGGUGGAGUUUAUGAACUAUUACGAAUUAAGCACAAUGUAUAUUGAUUACACGCAUUUAGCUGAAAGAGAAAACGGCGCUCUAGCGCUUGCUGUUUCGGAGCAGUACUAUAGGUUCCUGCCCUUUUUAUUAAAAGGUUUGAAACGUUUUGUUCGCAAGUACGCCCCUAAGCUACUGAUGAGUUCAGAUUCUGUAAUAUCGCAGUCACAACAAGAACAGGAAUCGCAGAUGCAUGGUCAAUCUUCACAGAAUACUAGGACUAUGGGAUCACAGUCAGUGAACCAAUCUGGCGUUGCUACCGGGGGAUCCACCACCUCAAGCCCAGAGCAAACUGAACGUGUGUUCCAGUUAAGUUUCUUCAAUUUACCCACAGUGAAUAGGAUCCGUGAUAUUAGGGCAGAGAGAAUUGGUUCGUUAAUGUCGAUAUCGGGAACUGUGACAAGGACGUCAGAAGUUCGCCCUGAACUUUUCAAGGCUAGUUUUACCUGUGACAUGUGCCGUGCCAUAGUGGACAACGUCGAACAGGUAUUCAAGUACACUGAGCCAACUUUCUGUCCUAAUCCAUCUUGCGAAAACCAGGCAUUUUGGACCCUGAACGUUGGAAGAUCAAAAUUCCUGGAUUGGCAGCGGGUUAGGAUACAAGAAAACUCGAAUGAAAUUCCCACAGGCUCAAUGCCAAGAACACUAGAUAUAAUUUUGAGAGGAGACUGUGUGGAAAGAGCAAAACCUGGUGAUAGAUGCAGGUUCACAGGGACAGAAAUUGUUGUGCCCGAUGUCACUCAGCUUGGUCUAGUGGGAAUAAAACCCAGUUCAACGCCCGACACAAGGGGAAUUGCCAGGACGAUGGAAGGUCUAAAUUCUGGAGUUAGUGGCCUGAAGUCAUUAGGUGUUCGAGAUCUAACAUAUAAAAUAGCAUUCCUAGCCUGCCAUGUUGCAAGUUCUGGAAACUCGACCAAUCCGUUAGCUCAACAAAAUAAUUUAGAGUUAGAGGGCAAUAUGCAGCAACUAAAGGGUGACAUUGAUGAUUCUGAAAGAGACCAAGAACAUUUUCUGAACAGCUUAUGUUCUGAGGAGAUUAACGAGCUAAAAGAGAUGGUGAAAGAUGAGCAGAUAUAUGAUAAACUUGUAAGAUCCAUUGCACCUGCGGUGUUUGGUCAUGAAACGGUAAAGAAGGGAAUUUUGUUGCAGAUGCUUGGCGGUGUGCACAAGACGACCGUGGAAGGUAUAAACUUGAGAGGUGACAUUAAUAUCUGUAUUGUUGGUGAUCCCUCGACUUCUAAGUCUCAAUUUUUAAAGUACGUUUGUGGGUUCGCCCCAAGAGCUGUCUACACGUCAGGUAAAGCCUCUUCCGCAGCCGGUUUGACUGCAGCAGUGGUAAAAGACGAAGAGGGAGGCGACUUCACUAUCGAAGCAGGUGCGUUGAUGCUUGCUGACAACGGUAUCUGUUGUAUUGACGAGUUCGAUAAAAUGGAUAUCUCGGACCAGGUUGCAAUUCACGAGGCAAUGGAACAGCAGACCAUCUCUAUUGCAAAAGCGGGUAUUCACGCUACACUAAACGCCAGAACGUCAAUUCUAGCCGCCGCAAACCCCAUAGGGGGACGUUACAACCGAAAGCUAACACUAAGAGGUAACCUCAACAUGACAGCUCCUAUCAUGUCCAGAUUUGAUCUGUUUUUUGUGAUCCUCGACGAUUGCAACGAGAAGAUAGACACUGAACUUGCUUCCCAUAUAGUAAACCUGCAUAUGAAGCGGGAUGACGCCAUAGACCCCCCGUUCACCGUAGACCAGCUCCGCCGGUACAUAAAGUACGCCCGUACCUUUAAGCCUGUAAUGACAGAAGAAGCGCGCAACUUCCUCAUUGAAAAAUACAAGCAGCUACGAAAGAACGACGUCCAGGGCUAUAGCAAGUCAAGCUAUAGAAUUACCGUCAGGCAGCUGGAAUCAAUGAUCAGACUGAGCGAGGCGAUUGCAAGAGCCAAUUGCGUCGACGAGAUCACGCCAGCCUUCGUGGCCGAAGCCCAUGACCUGCUCCGUCAAAGCAUCAUUAGAGUUGACGUUGAAGACAUUGUCGUGGAAGAAGACGAAAACCACGAUACCGAUAAUCCUCCCGAUCCUUCCGAGCCCGCGCCGCCCACGCAGCCCUCGCAAUCUAUACCCAACAAAGGCCUAAAGCCAAAGCAAAAGACUACCAUCUCUUACGAAAAAUACGUCGAAAUUAUGAACUUGUUGGUCCAGAAAAUAGCAGAAAACGAUACAGCAGGCGCUGCAGAACUAACCGCACCUGAACUUGUAGACUGGUACUUACUUCAGAAAGAAAAUGAUCUGAACACGGAGGCCGACUACUGGACCGAACGUAAGCUUGCAUUUAAAGUCAUUAAAAGGCUUGUAAAAGAUAGAAUUCUAAUGGAAAUCAGGGGCAAUACUGAAAAUAUUCCCUUUGAUGUCCCAGAGGAAAUCUUACGCGAAAGAGAAAGAAUAGUAUACGUUAUACAUCCUAAUUCAUCUAUUGUUGAUGAAGUCCCCCAUUUACAACAGCAAGGUUAG